UCUCUCGCUCUCUCCGAGACAGCCUCGUCCCUCCUCACCGCCGGUGGAAGCUCAGUUGACCAGCGUCGCAACUGGGCGAUGCGCCUUCAAGCAGAGACUCUACCUUUUUGCGGCGGAUUUGACAGUCCCAUCGCAGCUUGCAUCCUCACAUCCUAAUGAGUAAUAAUUUAGUUGUUUGCCCUCGUCAGUGAUUUCCUCAGCUUGCGUCAGUCUAAUUUUGAGGGGGGAAAAAAAAACUAUUCACAGGACAAGGUUUUCGGUUAUCUGAAAACUGACCGCUCGCAACAGGUUUUUUCCACCGUCUUGAACGAUCCCUGUGGGAGGAUUUGCUGUCAACAUACCGAUUGCUUUUUAUUUUUGAAACCAGCCAGAGACAACUGAUAACUUAAUCGAAGAUGGUACGAGAAACCCCGGACAAACUCGCUUGAUUUUGGUCAUUUGUGUCCUCAGUUUUUGUCUAUUGGAGGCUCGAAAGCAUCUUCAGACAGACUACAGGGAGCAGAGGCGGCUGUUUCACCGUCCACAGGCUGUUGUAAGGUGGGCAGGAGCAACCAGCAGCCAUGCUGUCAUUGGACGAGCCGCUGGACUUGAAGCUUCCCAAGGGACGGACAGAUGGUCCAGUCAAAUUAGGAAAGAGGGCUUGUUCUUCCUCUAUCUGUGCCCCUCUCAGCACCACACGACCACGCCUGCUAUGCACAACCUUUCCGUCUCCCCCCUCCUCCCCAGAGUCCCAGUCUUCCCCUCAAGAACGACCCGGGUCCUGCUUCAGUCCUCCAGCCAUGGACCUCAGCCUGUCUCCCUCCUCCCGCCAUGCCUCCUCCCUCUCCCCGUCUCCUUCCUCCCCCUCCUCCCCCUUCCCUUCCUCACCCCUGGAAUCCCCUCACUGCAGCAGCAGCCCUCAGCCACAUCUCUUCUCACGGGAACCAGCUCGUCAUCGAGGUCUGGAGGGUAGAGCUUCACCGCAGGGCUAUCCAUUUUACCUGCCGAUUGGAAGCCCACCGAGGGCAUACAGCUUUCCCUCCUCCAUGUUCAUCGCUCAGAACAGAGAGAAGCAGGUAUCACCAGAGCCCUCAUUGGACGGUCAGCUGGCCUGCCGUUGGAUAAAGUGCCACCUGCUGUUCGACUCGCUGCAGGACCUGGUUGAUCACAUCAACGACUUCCACGUCAAGCCUGAAAAGGAUUCUGGGUACUGCUGCCAGUGGGAGGGCUGUGCCCGUAAUGGCAGGGGCUUCAAUGCCAGGUAUAAAAUGCUGAUUCAUAUCCGGACACACACCAAUGAGAAGCCGCACCAUUGUCCCACCUGUAACAAGAGCUUCUCACGUCUGGAGAACUUGAAGAUACACACCCGUUCACACACAGGAGAAAAACCCUACAUCUGCCCUUAUGAAGGCUGCAGCAAACGUUACUCCAACUCUAGCGAUCGCUUCAAACACACCCGCACCCACUACGUUGACAAGCCUUACUACUGCAAGAUGGCAGGCUGCCUGAAGCGCUACACAGAUCCCAGCUCGCUACGCAAGCACAUCAAGGCACAUGGGCACUUUGUUGCCCAUGAGCAAGGUGCCCCGAGCAGGCUGGGGGCGGGGCUGGGCCUCCCUGGUCACCAGAGUGCCGUUGAACUGCCUACUGUAGGCAGGGCCCACAUCAUCCUCCCUGGGGCUGCUGCAGCUCUUCUUGGGGGCCUGGGGACCUCUUUGCCUCUCUCUGCUUUCUGCCACGCCAGAGCCCUGGGCCACCAUGGGGCACCACUCUUCUCCAUGGGUGGAGGAAGCAGCAUCGGGCCGCUCGGCCUCUCGGACUCUCCUCUCUUACACUUUGGACUUUCAGCUGCAUCAAUGUUGGGGCUGGGAGCUCUUGGAGGUCUGGGACGGGUGGUAGGGAAGGAGACGGAGGGUGAAGAGGAAGAGGAGGAAGGAGAGGAGGGGGAGGUGCUGAACCUGUCUGCAGGAGUGGGGCAUAGACGAAGUGACCCUUUGUCCUGGGUGGUUGUUCCACCAAGGGCAGGCCUCCUUAAACCAGCUGUCGUCAGCUAGGAUGUGCACUCAGCAAUGCAUAGAACCAGGAUGUGUGUCCAUGUUUGCGUGUUCAGAACAUACAUGCAUGAUUAUGAUGAGUGUGUAGAGUGUGUAGUGUGUGUGUGUGUGUGUUUGUGUGUGUGUGUGUGUGUGUGUGUAUGUGUAUGUGUGCGCGCAUGUGAGGGAACAAAGAUCAAUAUCACCUGCAGAGCCAUAAAAAGCACUUCAGCCAUUCCAGCCGAGAAACAACUGAAGAAAGACUGAAAUGGACAGAAGUCAUUGUUUCGAGCGUACAAAGCCCAAACAAGACCUUAGAGUAUUGGGUUGCAAAAGUCUUCCACUUUAAAAGGGUCAGUUCACCCAAAUGAAAACGAGAAAAAGAAAAUGUACCCCUAGUGGUAUCCGGCAAGGCCGACAGGUGCAGAUAGAAUAUCCAUUCAUCACAUUAAAGACAUAACAUAAAAGAACAAUGAGGCUAUUUGCUUGCCUAACAUUUUCUCUGUGCUUCAAUGAGUUUCAGAGAUACUGGAGGUUUAUUCCAUUCAAAGGGAUUGUUGCCCACUGAACUUUGAAUCUAAAAAGGAUCAAAUUUGUUAAGCUGCCUUUUGUCGCAUACCAUAAUUCCUCAACUAAAAACCGGGGCCUUUAUUUACCUGAACUGUAAAAGUUCACAGGCUUUUAUUUGAAGCAGGGCAACUUGAGUCAGAAUUAAUCAAACACCACCAUUGUGUCAGUUUGAACCCUGUAACUGUACCGGGUAUUUAUUUCAAAUACAGGUACUACGGUAUUGUUGGUAGAUUACAAUAAGAGCAUACAGUAGUUUAGUAAAACACAUUGCUGGUUUGCAGCACGCCAGUAUCUGAUUAACGUUACAGACGGUAGCUAGCUUUGUUUUCAGCUGCAUUGAAAAACUUUGAAAAACGUUAGCUCCAGGCUAACGUUUUUCCUCCCACCUCCAGAUAGCCGUGCUCUGCUCUUGUCGGCUGAUCUUGUAACUCCGUGUACUUUGUUUUGUUUUCAAUAAGUUGUUGAAAAGUCCGUCACUAGCACUAAAUGAGACCCCGUGUUACAUCCAAUGUUACUACUGCCAUCUACUGGCACCUGUAUGUUACCACAAACUACACUUACGCUCUGGUAACACAUACAGCCGCAUUGAUUAAAAUACCGGUAGGACAAUAAUACUUUACAUGAGUAUCAUAAUCCAGAGAAACAAAGUGUGGAAAAAAACAUGAAUAUAUUGUUUAAUCCGUUAAAUUAAAUUGCUAGAAAUGUACAUUACAAUGAACUUGAAUUUUAUUUUUACUUAAUAUUAUAUGAAAGGCACUUAGGAGAUUAUCCACACAAAUCUUUGCCUUUAUUUUGACCACGCCCCCCACGACCACUAUCGGAGGACCGGCGUUUAAUUGACUACCGGUUUUUAUUUGAGGAAUUACCCUAGUUGUCAUUGUCGUGAUUAGUCAUUAAAAGUAGUUGGACAGAUAUUUAGGGACCUCAUUAGGAAAAACUGAAAACAGCAUAAACAAAAAAAGGAAAUUUGAAAAUUUCAACAGUAACCAUCUUUUCAAAAGUCCCUGUUAUUUUGGAUAAACACAGGCAUCGCCGUGAACACUUUCUUUAUUUCAACAUUUUUGCAAUGAGAGUUUCAAAUGUCAUUUAUAGCCAGUACUAGGGUAAGCAAAGCCAGUUGGUCGGUCUACCUCUGUGGUACAGAUGGAAACAUUUCAACAACUGUUUGAUGGAUUGGCAUGACAUUUUUUACCAACACAUUCUCACUCCCAUCGCGACAAAACGCGCAAUUGGUCAGGUGCCAUUGGCGUUUGUUAUUGAUGCAAAAAGACUCCUUUAGCAUCAUAUUCAGAUGUGCUUGGUAGGGACACUUGGCGUCACUUUUUGACGCUCUGGGUCGGGACGUACGUUUAACUGACAAGCAGCUCAAGAACGGGACAGUUCGGUUUUGGUUAGGGUCCUGUGUUGUUUGACCCAUCCUGCCUACUUACGCAGAUUUUCGCUCUUUCCUACUACUCGCUACCGUUGUCACUCUUACUCGGCCAUCUUACAGUGCGCGGUCAAGCUGCUGCUAUGCCCGGUGUGUUCCAUACAGACGCUGAAGGGUGAUCUUUUUAUGUCGGUAUCUGACACUGAGAGCCAACGACCAAGCGUCAGUAUUUAACGAGUUGGGAGUGGGAACGGGUUUUUUUUUUUUUUUACAGCCAUGCAUGGUCACCAGAGGAUGAAUCCUACCAAUUUUUGUAAACCUGUGACUUUUCCUCUGGUGCCAAUACUUUGGCUUAUGGCCAAGCACCCCCCCACCAAAAAAAUGACAUCAACCUCAGCUAUUGUGUUUAGUGUUAAUAACAAAAUGUUAGCAUGCUAACAUGCUAAACUAAGAUGUCAACAAGGUAGACAUCGUGUUUGCAUAAUAUUAGCCUGCCUUGUUGCAAUGUUAUGAGCCUUACAAAUCAAAUUCUCUAUAUUUCAGAUGUUUUAGAGGUGAAUAUCUCAAAACCUCAGGACGCAAAACCACAUCUGCAUGGCUUUAUACCACACAAGUAAGAAAAUAUGUGAGAUUUAGAUGAACUGACCCUUUAAUAGUCCUUGAUUCACCCAUCCCUUCCUGUUCAUCUACACCUUGGCUUCAUGGUCAACAAUUAACAGUGGACAAUCACCUGGAUUCGAUUCACUAAACCAGGUCAGGAAAAGAGCAGAUGCACUAACAUUUUUGUAGAUUUUAUGUUUGACAACCCCCACUGACUGCAGACCCAUUUUCACUCCUAAAUAGAUAUGGGGGAAAGCAGGAUUGUGGGGAGCAACGAGAAAUACACUCCAUACACAAUAACUCAAUGUAACAUUAAUGAAUACGUUCAUUAGGAUCUACCAGUGUUACAUCCAUCUACAUUUUUUUGAGUUUGAGUUUUUGCUAUUAAGGGGUUACACUGCAAAAUAAAAUAUUUGAACAAUUCGACACCAACUCCCAUAAAAAAAGACGGCUGACAUUAAAAACACAUUUUUGUGGUUAUUUUCUAUAACUGUUUACAAGAUAUAUUUUUGUUACAGAUUUUACAAGAUGGUCUUGUUACAAAAUUGAUUUAAGGUGCUUUUGGUAAUUGACUCACAGCCUUGUCAUUUAAAGACGGUUUCUCUGUAUGGUUUAUCGGGCACUGGCAAUUUGUUGUCAUGUGCAUCUGAGAUGACUCCAUAUCAGCUGCAAUGUGAAUAAUUAGCUCUCUUGAUAAAAACUAAAACCUCCUGAGGCCUAACGCCACACAUCACAAUUUAUGAUGCAGUAAUCUUUACUGAUUACUAGUCCUCAGGUGAUCUCAGUGUAGCCGCCGUCUGCUCUGUGGUUUGUUUUAACCUGGAGAAACUUUGACAUUUACAACACUACGAUGUGUGAUGAAAUAUUAUAAUCCACACAAAGCUAUCUGUUUGACCAUGUGAUUUUUCAAGUCGCAAGAAGAAAAUAAUCAACUGUUUUGACGCAACUGAAUGUAGGUUUGAGGUUAACUCCUUUUCUUGCUGUUUGUUUUAGCUCAUUCCUUGCUGUGUUAGUCAUCAUAGACAAUGAUCUGGACAGGAUCAGCCCUGCCUUAAGACAAGACCAACUGAGGAAAACAAGUAGGAACAAGGUAGACAAAGGUGUGUAUUAGGCAAUAAUGGGUACACAUUUGCUUUACAAAAUGGUACACAAGAACAAACCAAACAAUGGUUUAAAAAGCUGUCUCGAGUAUUAUUUGAAUGGGAAAUGUUUGACAAUGGCCGAACGUGGCCAGUAUCAUUUAUCUUGUAUACUUGUUUGCACAUUGAUUGAUCCUAGUCAGUAUUUCAAAAGGUGUCCACGUGCCUUGUGUUUCAUCUGAAAUAUACCACAGAAUAUAUGAAAAAUAUUUACACAAAUGUAAAGUGUAUAAAUGUACUUUUCAUUACAUUUUAGAAAACUGAAAUUGAAUAACUUGACAACAGAUGUGAUUUGUACAUCAGGGCCACUGCAACACUCUCCAAGGACGUCACCAGUGUUGAUGUCUAUGACAAUGACUCAAUGUCAAUAAAAAAA
Molecule: messenger RNA, 6066 nt
Organism: Perca fluviatilis (European perch)
Lineage: Eukaryota; Metazoa; Chordata; Actinopteri; Perciformes; Percidae
Product: zinc finger protein GLIS2-like
Exons: 7
Coding region: 561-2033 (490 amino acids)
Biological process (GO): smoothened signaling pathway; regulation of transcription by RNA polymerase II
Cellular component (GO): nucleus
Molecular function (GO): DNA-binding transcription factor activity, RNA polymerase II-specific; RNA polymerase II cis-regulatory region sequence-specific DNA binding
Source: RefSeq, a predicted model, not a curated record